Molecule: messenger RNA, 2174 nt
Organism: Sinocyclocheilus anshuiensis
Lineage: Eukaryota; Metazoa; Chordata; Actinopteri; Cypriniformes; Cyprinidae
Product: tripartite motif-containing protein 16-like
Exons: 6
Coding region: 40-1725 (561 amino acids)
Molecular function (GO): protein binding; zinc ion binding
Source: RefSeq, a predicted model, not a curated record
GUUGUGAAUGUCUCUCCACCUGUGAGUGCGUUCAGUAAAAUGGCUGAAUCCAGUGUUUCUUUGGCUCAGAAUGAGUUCAGCUGUUCAGUUUGUCUGGAUCUACUAAAGGAUCCAGUGACCAUUCCCUGUGGACACAGUUACUGUAUGAGCUGUAUUACAGGCUACUGGGAUCAAAACAGUGUCUACAGCUGCCCUCAGUGCAGACAGACCUUCACUCAAAGACCUGUUUUAGGUAAAAACACCAUACUGGCUGAAGUGCUGGAGAAACUCAAGAAGGCAAAACGCCAAGCUGCUCGUCCUGCUCAAUGUUUCGCUGGAUCUGGAGAUGUGGAGUGUGACCUCUGUACUGGGAGAAAAUAUAAAGCCAUCAAAUCCUGUCUGGUGUGUCUGGAAUCUUACUGUAAAAAUCAUUUUAAACGUCAUGAAGAAUUUCACUCUGGAAAGCGACACAAGGUGACUGAUGCCAAUGGACAACUGCAGGAGAUGAUCUGCCCUCUACAUGAUAAACUGCUGGAGAUUUUCUGUCGUACUGAUCAGCAGUGUAUUUGUUAUAUGUGUAUGGUAGAUGAACACAAAGACCACAACACUGUAUCAGCUGCAGCAGAGAGGACUGAGAAACAGAGACAACUGGAGGAGACACAGAGAACAAACCAGCUAAGAAUCCAGGAAAGACAGAAGGAGCUUGAGGAGCUGAGAGAGGCUGUAGAGUCUCACAAGCGCUCUGCACAGGCAGCAGUGGAGGACAGUGAGAGGAUCUUUACUGAGCUGAUCCGCUCCAUUGAGAGAAGCUGCUCUGAGGUGACACAGCUGAUCAGAGAUCAGGAAAAUGCUGCAGUGAGUCGAGCUGAAGGACAACUGGAGCAACUGGAGCAGGAGAUUGAAGAUCUGAGGAGGAGAGACGCUGAGCUGGAGCAACUUUCACACACAGACAAUCAUAUCCAUUUCCUCCAGAGUUUCCAGUCUCUCUCUGUUCCUCCUGGAUCUACAAACUCACCCAGCAUCACUGUUAGUUCUAUUCCAUCUUUUGAUGAUGUUGAAAAAUCUGUGUCUCAUCUGAGAGAGAAACUGAAGCAUUUCUGCAGAGAGGAGAUAGAAAUGUUAUCUGGUAGAGUGAGAAACAUCAACAUCAUUCCCAUCUCUGAACCCGAGACCCGUGAGGAAUUCCUAAAAUAUUGCCGUCAGCUCACUUUGGAUCCAAAUACAGUGAAUAAAAACCUGGUACUGUCUGAAGAGAACAGAGUGAUUGAAUACACUCGUGAAGAACAGCUGUAUCCAGAUCAUCCAGACAGAUUUGAUGGUUUUCCUCAGGUGUUGUGUAGAGAGAGUGUGUGUGGACGCUGUUACUGGGAGGUCGAGUGGAGUGGUUGGGUGGGUAUAUCAGUGUCAUAUAAGAGAAUCAGCAGGAAGGGAUGGGGAAAGGAGUGUGAGUUUGGUUGUAAUGAUCAGUCCUGGUGUUUGUACUGCUCUGACUCCAGCUGCUCAUUCUGGCACAAUAACAGAAGAACUGAACUCCCUGUAGUCUCCAGCUCCUCUAGAAUAGGAGUGUAUGUGGAUCACAGUGCAGGAACUCUGUCCUUCUACAGCGUCUCUGACACAAUGACCCUCAUUCACAGAGUCCACACCACAUUCACUCAGCCUCUCUAUGCUGGGUUUUGGGCUAACAAAUAUUUGAAAGGACUAAUGUUUUUCUUUUCAAAAGCGACACUCUGUGAUCUCACAAUAUAGAUGGUACAUACUUUCUAUUCUCAAGAUAUAGCCAUGUUUUGAAUUUUGACAUUUAUUCUUAUGUUUACCUCAAAUAUUAUCAAUGCAAUAUUAAUUUAUUUAUUCACUGAUUUGAUUGAUCACUUGCAAUGAUGCUUAUUAUUUGUUACAUAUGAAAUAGUCUUUUAAAUGGAAAUAACUGCAUUUAAAUGAACUGUGUUAAAUAACAUCACAUCAUAUCCAUUUGUGGCUGUCAUAAUCUUAUUCUCUUGAUUCCAGCAAUUUCUAGAAAUCCCUUGCAUAAACAAAUGACCUCUAAUUAUCAUUAUUAAAACAGAGGGAGUGCACACCAUUUUACUUAAUGGAAUUUAAACUUGAAUUAAAAAUUAUUUGUAACAUUACUUUUAUUGAGUGAGAAUGAGGAUCUGCAAGGUCAGUCUCAAUUUUUAAGCACUGGCCUACAUACAAAC